Messenger RNA from Periophthalmus magnuspinnatus, 2418 nucleotides. RefSeq names its product calumenin b (gene calub). The record is from RefSeq and is a predicted model, not a curated record. NCBI's taxonomy places the organism in Eukaryota, Metazoa, Chordata, Actinopteri, Gobiiformes, Gobiidae. Gene Ontology annotation, cellular component: endoplasmic reticulum. The coding region runs from base 82 to 1029 and encodes 315 amino acids. The transcript has 7 exons. Gene Ontology annotation, molecular function: calcium ion binding.
GGAAGAGCAUGGGUGUGUUUCCGCUUUGCUGCUGCCCUCAAACUGCACCGAACAACUUCUCACCAGACCCGGAUUGUCAAGAUGGAGCUGCGUCCCUUGUUCAUGUGCUUUGCCGUGUGCCUGGUGUACGCCUCCAGUAAACCCAUGGAGAAGAAAGACCGUGUGCAUCAUGAUGAACCGCUGAGUAACCGCGAGCACAAUGACGCAGAGGACUUUGAUUAUGACCAUGAAGCUUUUCUGGGACAAGAGGAGGCCAAAACUUUUGACCAGCUCACGCCUGAGGAGAGCAAGGAGCGCCUCGGUAUGUUGGUGGAGCGCAUUGAUGAAGACCAAGAUGGCUUUGUGACAGUGGAGGAGAUGAAGAAGUGGAUCAAACAUGCCCAGAAGAGGUGGAUUUAUGACGAUGUGGACAGACAGUGGAAGAGCCAUGACCUGAAUGGAGACGGGGUUGUGUCCUGGGACGAGUACAGGAACGCCACCUAUGGAUACAUCCUUGAUGACAGUGACCCAGAGGAUGGCUUGAGCUACAGACAGAUGAUGGACCGCGAUGAGAGGAGAUUCAAGAUGGCUGACCAGGAUUCAGACAUGAAGGCUAACAAAGAGGAGUUCACCGCGUUUCUUCACCCAGAGGAGUACGAUCACAUGAAGGACAUUGUGGUCCUGGAAACCAUGGAGGACAUCGACAAGAACGGAGAUGGCCUGAUUGACCUGGACGAGUACAUCGGUGACAUGUACAACCAGGACGGGGAUGCCUCCGAGCCCGAGUGGGUGAAGACAGAGCGUGAACAGUUUACUGAGUUCAGGGACAAAAAUAAAGAUGGGAAAAUGGACAAAGAGGAGACCCGAGACUGGAUCCUUCCCAGUGACUAUGAUCAUGCUGAGGCCGAGGCCAAGCACCUGGUCUAUGAGUCAGAUUCUGAUAAGGACGGCCGUCUGACCAAACUGGAGAUCGUGGACAAAUACGACCUCUUCGUGGGCAGCCAGGCCACAGACUUCGGGGAGGCGCUCACACGACACGAUGAGUUUUAACUCCUCGCCUCCUGCUCAGAGACUCAGGCUCUCAGAGACUCAGGCUGUGCUGCUCGCCUCUGCCACUAGAGAGCGCUGUCACCACCAUGGGCCCAAAUGCCACGGACAAUAAUUUAUUUGAAUGUUGUUGUUGUUUUUUUUUAUGAAAAAUGAUUCCUACACAAGUUUGGUCAGUUUUAAAUUCCACUUUUUUCACUAUAGAAGGAUGGACAGUGUUAAAGACAAAAAAAAAAAAAAAAAAAAUCAGGAUGCAUCUUUCUAAAAUGCACUGGACCAUUAAGAGUAACAUUUUGCUGUAAAUUUUGUAUCAUGCCCAAAUAGAUGUGUUUUUGUUUUUUUUAAUGGUACAAUAUAUAACUUUUCUGGUCUAGGGUAUGUCACCUGCUUGUUUCCAUGCAGACGUUACUGCUCGAAUGAUCUACUCUAUGGCAUUAGACAUGUCAGUGACACUUAAUAACUACACCUUAAUAAAGCCUAAACAAAGACUUAAUUCAUAAUGAACAAAUAGUUUAUUAAAAUGAUUCAGUGCUAAUUAUGUAGUUACUAAUCCUGAAUUGUUCUUAAUAUUUUUUUGUUUGUUUUAUGCAUUAUUAAGGCUAAGUGGUUUUAGUUGAUGUCAUGGAGACGAGCAGGUGACAACACAACACUUAAGUUACAGGCCAGAUCUGUGGAUAGGAAAGUAAAAAUGUUGUUCAAGAUGUCUUCAUAGCAAUAAAAAUGCCAGUAGUUCAAUCAGUCCAGUAUAUAUAACUUAAAUGCCAUGCUGUGGAACAUUCCGGGCAAAUCAACAUUUUCAUGGAGAUAAGAAGGUAACAGGCUGAGAUCCUUCACUAGAAAAGUUACACAUUGCACCUUUACUAAAUGAAUGUUGUGUUGCUGAUGGUAGGAGACUGCUAAAUCAGAGUGAAGACUAUUUGGACCAGUGCAAUAAUGAAAGCAGGUUUAGUUUUUAAUAGAAUGAUGUCUCUCGGUGAAUGUUGGACUUGAAGGCCUUGAUCGAACAGUUUUGUCCAGAGAAGCUGCAUUAUGCAUCACCACACUGGUAUGCAUGUUGUGUACAUAUAUUACUUGUGUAUUUCUGUUUGAUGUGUUUACUUUUGUAUUUUGUGCCAAGCUAAAAAAAAACAAAAAACACUUUGAUUUCACGCAAAAAGUUAACCCUUUGUUUUGAUUGGAUUCGUCCUAAAAGUUUGGCUUGUAUUAUCACUACCACCUUAUAACCACUGUUGAUACUUUUAUCUAUGAUUAUAAAUUGUAUAUGAAAUUGUUUUUUACAGGCUGACCUCACCGACAGAAGUGACUUUACUGUAAUGAUGUUGGUGCAGCCCAAGUAAGGUCCAUUUUGUGAUUGGGAGAAAUGUCUCAAUAAAAUAAAACAAAAGGAUUAAA